Cuscuta campestris is the source of this 2046-nucleotide messenger RNA. Lineage: Eukaryota; Viridiplantae; Streptophyta; Magnoliopsida; Solanales; Convolvulaceae. The record is from the annotation of a GenBank genome assembly.
GAAAUUCUGUCUAGUGGCAUUCGAUCACAGAAUCCAUUGACAGCUGCAUAAAUGACUAUAAUUUGUUUUUCAAUUGGCAGUGGUGCAUAUUGUGGUUGUUUCAGUACUUCUGUCAGCCUUGCACCUCUAUUGAGUAAUGCCUGAGUCGCUGCAUCAAGGGAUGUCAAUAAUUUGGAUGCGGGAACAGAGACAAAUGCCAAUUUACACCAUGAACUGUAUUAUCAUUUCUUGGGUACAGAUCAAUGUGAAGAUAUCUUGUGCUGGAAAGAUUUAGAUAACCCAAAACAUUCACGUUCAGCAUUAGUAACCGAAGAUGGGAAGUAUGUUAUUCAAUCUAUUUUUGAGAACUGUGAUCCCGUAAACAAAGUCUACUUCUGUGACUUAUCUGCAUUACCUAGGGGGCUUGAGGGUUAUAAAGGAACAAAUGAGAUGCUCCCUUUUGUGAAACUCAUUGAUACCUUUGAUGCAUCAUAUGAGUUUGUUGCCAAUGAUGGCACUGUGUUCACCUUUCGUACUAAUAAGGAUGCUCCCAAGUACAAAUUAGUUAGGUCAGAUAUUAAAGAACCUGGUUCUUGGCUUGAUGUAAUUGCAGAGGAUGAAAAAGAUGUUCUUGAAUCUGCUGUAGCUGUGAAUAAGAAUCAAUUGGUUGUAAGCUAUUUGCGUGAUGUGAAACAUGUUUUACAGUUGAGAAAUAUAGAUACGGGCAUGCUUAAGCAGCAUUUGCCUAUAGAUAUCGGAACAGUGUCUGGAAUCUCUGCUCGCCGUAAAGAUAACAUAUUUUUUGUUGGCUUUACAAACUUCCUUGUCCCUGGGAUUAUUUAUCAGUGCAACCUUAAAACUGAUGUUGCAGAAAUGAAAAUAUUCCGUGAAAUAGUUGUCCCUGGCUUUGAUCGGACAGAAUUCCAAGUCAAUCAGGUCUUGGUUCCCAGUAAAGAUGGUAUUCGUAUACCAAUGUUUAUAGUAGCUGAAAAAGAUAUUUCUUUGGAUGGAUCACACCCCUGUUUACUCUAUGGAUAUGGGGGAUUUAACAUUAGUAUUACGCCGUACUUUUCUGUUGCUCGGCUAGUGAUUGCAAAGAAUUUAGGUGUUGUUUUUUGCAUAGCAAAUAUUCGUGGUGGUGGGGAAUAUGGAGAAGAAUGGCAUAAAGCAGGCGCUCUUGGAAAGAAACAAAACUGCUUUAAUGAUUUCAUUUCUGCUGCUGAGUAUCUCGUCACUGCUGGUUACACGCAGCCUAGCAAGCUGUGUAUUGAAGGCGGAAGCAAUGGUGGGCUUCUUAUUGGAGCUUGCAUCAAUCAAAGACCUGAUCUUUUUGGAUGUGCUCUUGCGCAUGUUGGUGUUAUGGACAUGCUUAGAUUUCACAAGUUUACAGUUGGCCAUGCAUGGACAUCUGAUUAUGGGUGUUCAGACAACGAGGAAGAAUUUAAUUGGCUGAUCAAGUACUCGCCCUUACAUAAUGUCAGAAGGCCGUGGGAACAAACUCCCAUUAAAGCUUCUCAGUAUCCAUCAACCAUGCUUUUGACAGCGGAUCAUGAUGAUAGGGUUGUGCCAUUACAUUCACUAAAAUUAUUAGCGACCAUGCAAUAUGUAUUAUGCUCAAGCAUGGAGAAAAGCCCCCAGCGCAACCCCAUUAUUGGUAGGAUAGAACAUAAAGCUGGGCAUGGAGCCGGACUUCCUACAAAAAAAAUGAUUGACGAAGCUGCCGACCGGUAUGCGUUCAUGGCUAAGGUGAUGGGUGCAACCUGGCUUGAAUAGAUGGAUGAUCGUCGUCGAAGUAAUUUUUUCUUGUUGCCGUGCAAUUGACUUUAUAGUGUGGUGAGAUGAUAACAGUUUUUGGUGACUGUUCUAAUUGGCAGUUUGGCGUGGGCUGCUUAUGUAUUUGCGGUAUCAUAGACUGCCCCUUGGAUAUGCUUUAUGAUCAUGUUAACUCACAAUAACAAUACUCUUCUGAAAUAUUUGCGGCUGGUGGGGGGGGGGGGUUGGGGCAGAAUUUGAUUAUCCUGUCGCUCAUUUUGUUGUCAUUGAUACAAAUAAUUUGUGCUUUGGAUU